CUGGCCCGUUUAAGUCAUGGAGCCGCCGCAGUGUUUCCUGAGCUGUCUAUGUGUGUUACUUCUUCAGCACGGCCUCUGUCAACCGUACUUGCACCUCCGGCCGGUGCCCAGUGACAGCCUCCCGGUCCUGGACAUCAUCGAGCAACCGGACCCGGACAACGACCCCAAGGACAGCGACCUGGACGAGCGCGCUCUGCGGAAGCGGCUCGGCAGCCACUUCGACCCCAGCUUUAUGUCCAUCACCCUGCCCGAGGUGGACGCGUCCGUGUCCCGGGAGUCCGGCCACAGGUUCAAGCCCCUGGGCGCGCUGCCCAACGAUAUCAAAAGACUGGAUUUGUCUGAGACCCCUUACGGCAGGCGGAUGAAGCUGGGGAAAAAGGCGAGGCGGAGACUGCAGCAGUGGUUAUGGUCUUACACUUACUGUCCGGUGAUGUACACUUGGAAGGAUCUCGGAGGUCGCUUCUGGCCGCGAUUUGUGAAAGAAGGGAACUGCUAUAAUGAGAGGUCCUGUUCAUUCCCGGAAGGAAUGCUCUGUAAACCUGUCAAAUCCAUCAGCAAGACGUUCUUAAGAUGGUACUGCCAAGGAUGGUCCAAGCCGAGGUACUGCACGUGGAUACCUGUGCAGUACCCAGUUAUUUCUGAGUGCAAGUGUGCCUGCUGAAUGCGGGCGGGUGGACCGGGUGACUCGACACACGCACAGAUGGUCUAUAGUAUAACAACGCCUAUAGUCAAAUCUAUUUUUAUAUAUCGCAUUCUAAAGAAGCCCCAGCUUUGUAUCUAUAUUAACACAGAGAUUUUACGCUGCAGAAAAUCUUGGAUUAUUGGAGGAGAGCGAACGGACCAUAAUUCAGCCCUGAUCGGAGAGACUGGCACAGUUUCCGGAAUUCCGAUGGUGCCAUGUGCCGAGAUAUUUUUUGUAAUAUAAUAAUUAUUAUAAAAAGUUGAGGUGAAGAUAUUACAGAGUGAAUCUCAGCUUUCCAAUACAUAGAGUUAGAAGAGUAAAAACGUGUCAAUUAUUUAUUUCUUUACCGUUUGUUGAUAAUUAACUAGACGAUAUCGUGGCAUUGGAGAUGUUUACUUGAAUAUACUUUCUAAACAAAACAUAUCAAUGUAAA
This is a messenger RNA of Hypanus sabinus (Atlantic stingray), 1115 nucleotides long. RefSeq names its product noggin 2 (gene nog2). The record is from RefSeq and is a predicted model, not a curated record. Bases 17 to 661 code for a protein of 214 amino acids. Gene Ontology annotation, biological process: osteoblast differentiation; negative regulation of BMP signaling pathway; dorsal/ventral pattern formation. NCBI's taxonomy places the organism in Eukaryota, Metazoa, Chordata, Chondrichthyes, Myliobatiformes, Dasyatidae. The transcript has a single exon.